AGAGAAGUAUAUUUGUUUAACCAAUUUAGUUUUUGUGUUUAUCCUUCUCAAUGAUGCUCUUCCCCUCCCGGCUUUUUUUGAGUUUUCUAGGCAAUGUGUAGUAGUAGCCUGUAGUGCUCAAUAUUUAUUCCAUUUUCACACUGCCCCUCUUGCUUAUAAAUAGGCAACACCCUUCUGGGUUUUUCUUCAUUGGUUCAACUCACUGCAGUACUAACUCGGAAAAUCAAAACAUGAGCUUUCACAACAUGCCAUGGGCUCUGGUAGUAGAACUGCGAGAAAGACGUUCGAGUUUGGAAGGACGCAUGUUGUUCGACCAAAAGGGAAACACCAGACAACCAUCGUCUGGCUUCAUGGCCUUGGUGACAAUGGUUCAAGCUGGUCCCAGCUGUUGGAAAGUCUUCCUCUUCCAAAUAUAAAAUGGAUUUGCCCCGCUGCUCCCACUCGUCCGGUGGCCGUACUAGGGGGAUUUCCUUGCACUGCAUGGUUUGAUGAUGGUGAGCUCUCAGAAGAUGGUCCGCAUGAUUGGGAAGGUUUAGAUGCUUCUGCAGCACAUGUUGCAAACUUGUUGUCAACAGAGCCAUCUGAUGUGAAGGUGGGUAUCGGAGGCUUUAGCAUGGGUGCAGCAAUGGCCGUCUACUCUGCAACUGCUUAUGCGCUUGGAAGGUAUGGAAAUGGCAACCCGUACCCCAUCAACCUAAGGGCAGUUGUCGGACUAAGUGGAUGGCUUCCUGGUUCUAGGGGCUUAAAGAACAAAAUAGAAGUAUCACGUGAAGCCGCAAGGCGUGCCGAUUCCUUGCCCAUUUUACUUUGCCAUGGAACCUGUGAUGAUGAUGUCCCCUACAAGCAUGGAGAAAAAUCUGCCCAUUCAUUGAGUGUAGCAGGAUUCCGGAACCUCACUUUUAAAACCUAUGAAGGGAUUGGUCAUUACACAAUCCCGAAAGAGAUGAACGAGGUCUGCGUUUGGCUUACAGCAAGGCUGGGGCUCGAGGGAACCCGUUAACUGUAGCAUGGCAUCAGAUUAUAGUUGAAACGAGAAACAACUGCUAAAUAAUAGUGGCGGAAAAGGAGAACAAGCUGCAUAUGAAUUAACUACGUAGUUAACAAAAUGGGUUGCUAGGGUAUAUUGUAUAGUUGAACUAGCCCUUAUAGAAUCCCUUAAUGUCUUAUUACAUGUUCCUGAAAAUAAAGUUUUGAAUGCAAUUUUCAGUUUAAAA
Hibiscus syriacus is the source of this 1214-nucleotide messenger RNA. Its product is annotated as acyl-protein thioesterase 2-like. The transcript has 9 exons. The record is from RefSeq and is a predicted model, not a curated record. Gene Ontology annotation, molecular function: hydrolase activity. Bases 251 to 1000 code for a protein of 249 amino acids. NCBI's taxonomy places the organism in Eukaryota, Viridiplantae, Streptophyta, Magnoliopsida, Malvales, Malvaceae.